AUGAAAAUAAUCAUUUUCUCAUUGCUGAUUAUCUCAGCAAUCUUUGCAGCAAGGGAGGCUGACUUGAUGGCCGGCCCCCUUCCAGGAUGCUCGAAUGACAACUUCAACCAAUAUAGUGGAUACCUUGAUGUUACUAGCUCUAAGAAGUUCCAUUAUGUAUUUGUCGAAAGUCAAAAUGACCCUGCUAACGAUCCUCUUCUGUUCUGGUUCAACGGUGGUCCAGGAUGCUCAAGCAUGAUCGGGUUCAUUUCCGAGAAUGGACCCUGUGUGUUUUUGGAUGAUGCUGACCACACUCCUCAAGACAACCCUCACUCAUGGAACAAAUUUGCUAAUAUUGUCUAUCUUGAAUCCCCUGCUUCUGUUGGAUUCAAUCACUUUACUGGGAUCCCGACCUACAACGACGAGAAGGUGUCUCAUGAAAACUUGAAGGCUGUUCAGGAAUGGUUCCAGGCAUUCCCAGAGUACAAGGAGCACGAACUCUAUCUCUCUGGUGAAUCCUAUGCUGGAAUUUACGUGCCUUAUUUAGCCCUCAGAAUAGAUGAGUACAACCAAGAGUCUAAUGAUCACAUCAACCUCAAGGGAUUCUUCAUCGGAAAUGGAGUAACAAACUGGAAGUACGACACUACUCCAGCUUUUGUUGAACUCGCUUUCGCCCACGGUUUGAUCAACCUGGAUCUUCAGGAGAGGAUCAACAAGGCAAACUGUGACUUCACUGAAGUCGGUGGAUCCACUUCUCUAAAAUGCAGGUACCUGCUUUCAGAGUUCUAUGAGCAGACUAAACACGUCUAUCCUUAUGAUAUCUACAGACCACCAGAGGAAAUUUACACCUCUCCAAAUCCUGGAAAUCUCUUGAAGAGCCUAUUGUUCUCCGAUGAUGAUGAGAGUGAGUGUAGGUACGGAGGAUUUGCCGGAGCUGUCAGAAACAUGCCAAAGCGUUCUUCGAAUGAGUUCCUCCCUGUCAAGAGGUACCUCAACAAAGAGGAAGUGAAAGCAGCCUUGAACAUUCCAUCUCAAUACUCUUGGAGCGAGUGCAAGGGAAUCGGAUAUACCAAAUCUAAGGAAGCAUCACAGUGGAUCUACCCCAAACUCAAGGGAAGAUACAGAAUGAUGCACUAUAGUGGAACCACCGAUGCUGUCGUACCAACUAUUGGAACUGAGAGGUGGAUGAAUGACCUCGGAUGGCCAACAGUUACUGAUAGAAAGCCAUGGUUCUCCGAACCACUCCUUAUUGGAGGAUACACUGAAUCUAGAGAAGGCAACCUGGACUUCAUCACCAUCCAUGGAACUGGCCACAUGGUGCCUCAAUGGAAGAGACCAGAAUCUGCCAUUGCCAUCAGUCACUGGUUGGCAGAGGAUGAUCUUCCCAGAGAAUAAUUCUUAAAAGCCAAUCAGAAAAACAAUUUAGUUUC
Moneuplotes crassus is the source of this 1409-nucleotide messenger RNA. NCBI's taxonomy places the organism in Eukaryota, Ciliophora, Spirotrichea, Euplotida, Euplotidae. The record is from the annotation of a GenBank genome assembly.